Messenger RNA from Hermetia illucens (black soldier fly), 702 nucleotides. RefSeq lists its product as uncharacterized. Gene Ontology annotation, cellular component: membrane. The transcript has a single exon. NCBI's taxonomy places the organism in Eukaryota, Metazoa, Arthropoda, Insecta, Diptera, Stratiomyidae. The coding region runs from base 1 to 702 and encodes 233 amino acids. The record is from RefSeq and is a predicted model, not a curated record. Gene Ontology annotation, biological process: sensory perception of taste.
AUGAAAGAUUUGUGGUCUGAGUUACGCGAUCCUGUUGAUAUCUACGUUUCCUUAAUUCCACUUUUUUGGGUAACGUUUAUGUCGGGAAUUUCACCUUUGGUAUUGGGUGGACGAAGGGGCCAUAGAGUGUUGACUUCCAGUUUCAUCGGAUGCCUUAAUACAUUUAUCUAUAUCAUUGCAAUGGUUUUUUGUUGGUACUGGACUUACUACGUAAAUCCCACGCAUGUUUCCAGGGAUGUUGUGACAGAAGUUGGUCAUAUAAUGGAACAAUUAUCAGCUGCAAUAGUGACUCUUGUGAUUUAUCUAUUUUCGUUUUAUCACCGGCAUACAAUCAUCGCCAUUGUGAAAACGUUGGCCGACAUUGAUGUCCAGUUAUUGGCGCUUGGUGUUAGGGUUAAAUAUAAGAAAAUGUUGUACUAUUCGUGCGUGAAUUUUAGUGCACUUAUCCUUUUCAUAGUUCUAUAUCACAUCGCUUGUGUAGUGUUGGUGGAAAUUAAUGGCGUAAGGGUGGACGCUCCUUGCUACAUUUUCCAUUUGACUCAAAAUUCAAUUUUAUUGAUAAUUGUGUACAUGUUUGCUUGCUUCACAAGGUUAAUAAGUGAUCGGUUUAUCGUUCUGAAUAAGGUUGGUAUUUACAAUCUUUGUGUAAAUUAUAUUAAAGUAAAAAUAUUUGAUGCUAAAUACCUACUCUACGAAAGGUAA